This is a messenger RNA of Aspergillus fischeri NRRL 181, 459 nucleotides long. RefSeq lists its product as uncharacterized. Bases 1 to 459 code for a protein of 152 amino acids. The transcript has a single exon. The record is from RefSeq and is a predicted model, not a curated record. Lineage: Eukaryota; Fungi; Ascomycota; Eurotiomycetes; Eurotiales; Aspergillaceae.
AUGUCUUUCCAGCUGUAUGAUGGAGCCAUCACAGUCAAGACAGACACCAGCCCUCUCACGUACAAUGAAGCCCACCUCCUAACGGCCGGAGUCGUCCGCAACCAAGCUGGACGGCUCCUGGCUGAACGGCUUCGACUCAGCGCCGCGGACCGGGACCUCACCCACAGGGCGGUCGCCGCUGCGACGACCGAGGAGAUGAAGGCCGCGUGGACAAGUGCCCAGGCCGUGCAGCGCCGCUGGAACACCACACAGAACGCGGCAGCCGAGGCCCUGAGCGAUGACGAUAUUCGAAAUAUCCGAUAUGCAAUGCGUGUUCCCUGGCAGGAGCACGUUCUGAGAUGGCGAAGCCGCUCAAGGUGCAUGUCAAGCACAUCGCACCGACACUCUUUGCGCGCCUCACACAGCGCGAACUUUCAGGCGAGGCAAAACGGCGACCAUAUCGCCAUACCUCAGAGUUAG